GUGGUGAACUGUGGUGGGUGGUGGUGGUGGGUGGUGGUGGGUGGUGGUGGGCGAGCGAUGGAGGCGGCGCGCGUGGUCCGCGCGCUGCUGCGGGAGCUGCGCUUGGCGUCACCCCCGGAGCGGCGCCUCCGAGACGGCCUCGCGUACCGCCACGUGGCGCAGCUGUUCCGCGACAACCAGGUGACGGAGGAGCAGAAGUGCCGCGCUCGCGAGGAGAUGCUGCACCGCGCGACCACUUACCUGUGCCUCCUCCGGAGCACGCGGCAGUACGCGGCGCUGAAUCACAAGUACCAGGGCGGAGGGGAGCGCUCCCCCGAGGACGUGGCGCGCCUCGUGGGUCUCAGCAUGCCCCCCCGCCAUAUGCAAGCCCCCCACGGCGAGGGUGGCUUGCCCAAGCUCUGAGGUCCUCUAUGUAUUCAUGUACUAUUGGCCAAUGAGUGUUUACAUCACACGUGCGAGAGGGAAACACUCUAUCCCAUAAGUUCAGAACAGGUUGAGUCCAACAUUUUUUUUCUUUCGAUUUAAUGCUUACGUGACUGCAGGGAUUCAUCUUCUUGGUUCUUUCGGUAAAGUCACAGACCUGCUCUCCACCUGAGGACGGCUGCUUGCGUUGUGGCCGAAACGUCGUGAGAAUUAUUUUAUGGUUUAUUUUUAUUAUUUUAUUAUUUCCAUUCUACGUGACUUUAACGAAAGAACCAAGAAGAUCCAACAUUUUUGCUGUACCGCCAUCUCCCAGGGUAUUAUAGCACAACGUGUGUGCGCGAUCCAGUGCAGGAUUACAGGCCACACGCAUAGCCAACAAGCAACCCUUACUUGACCACUUUCUUCACUGCAGUUUGGUGAAGUGGGAUGGGGGUGCGGGGAGGACCGGUGCAAUUAUCUCACCAUUGAAGUUAAGAAUAAAAUUAAACCACGAGUUGCGUUGGAACUGCGCCGAUUGUGGAUGUGUGUGCGCGCCCCGCGUCGUCGCGUAACGCUCACCACAUCCCGAUCUCGUCCCAUCUCGGCAGCCGAGCCGAGCAGGAUCGAGCCUGGUUAGUACUUGGAUAAGGAGAACGGACUACCUGGGUGUGUACCACGUGUUGCAGGCUUGGGCUGUGCGGUGGUGAAACUGUGCGGCGCUUUGAGUGCCCCUCAUCUGGUGUGGGUGGCGAUGGGUUUACUCCGGGUUCUCCAGUUUCCCCACACACCCCCGAAAGGCUGUAACACUCUCAUGAAUGGAAUGAACCAAACGUCCCAAUGUAGCAGGAACCCCCUAGGGCCUAGACCAGGGGUCGGCAACCUACGGCUCCGGAGCCGCAUGCGGCUCUUUACGGGCUGCUUCUUGACGAUAUGUACGUAUGUACAGUAUGUACUCAGAUGCAUUGCGGCUCUUGAAAUACUGAAUUUUGUACCGAAUUGGAAAGAAAUGGCUCUUCUUGUUAUUUUGGUUGCCGACCUCUGGCCUAGACAGAAGACUGAGACUUUACUGGAUGAAUACAUCGAGUUGUGAUUAUUAUGAGUACGAAAGGACGUGACCUGAAGAGUGAUACAUGGCUACCGUCACACAUCCUCGCCUGUUUUCUGCACCGUCACAUCUGUGAAACAAUAAAAUGCUGCCUGGCCUCACAAGGCAACCCGAAGCAAAAA
Lethenteron reissneri (Far Eastern brook lamprey) is the source of this 1629-nucleotide messenger RNA. RefSeq names its product formation of mitochondrial complex V assembly factor 1 homolog (gene FMC1). Gene Ontology annotation, cellular component: mitochondrion. NCBI's taxonomy places the organism in Eukaryota, Metazoa, Chordata, Hyperoartia, Petromyzontiformes, Petromyzontidae. The record is from RefSeq and is a predicted model, not a curated record.